Arachis duranensis is the source of this 1790-nucleotide messenger RNA. Its product is annotated as probable serine/threonine-protein kinase PBL9. Gene Ontology annotation, biological process: protein phosphorylation. The record is from RefSeq and is a predicted model, not a curated record. The transcript is spliced from 7 exons. Bases 371 to 1591 code for a protein of 406 amino acids. Gene Ontology annotation, molecular function: protein kinase activity; ATP binding. NCBI's taxonomy places the organism in Eukaryota, Viridiplantae, Streptophyta, Magnoliopsida, Fabales, Fabaceae.
CAAGAAUUUGAUGAUGCUUGUAAAUUGCAGUGGCAUUGUAGCUUGUAGGCAUUAAUUAACAUUGAAGGGAAGGGGGUCCAUAAAGGUUGAAGUUAAAAGGAAAACAGAACUGGGUCCAUUCCAUGAAUGAAUGCACACCUCAUGUCCCUUUCAACUCUCUCUACCCUUACCCUCCAUCACACACCCCACUCAUAUUCAUAUAUAACCCUUCUCUCUCUAAAUCUCACUUUGGACUUUGGAGUCAGGUUUUGUAGCUUCACUUCAAACUGUUUCACAGUUGUGCUGGACCUUAACUUGAGUUCUCAACUUUUCUGAUUGUAAUCUUCACACAACAAACAAGGAUUCAUUAAUUGAGGAACCUGUUUCUAGCAUGGGAGUUUGUCUGAGUGCCCAAGUUAAAGCUGAGAGCCCCUACAACACUGGGGUGAACUCAAAGAAUGUGAGCACAGAUGGAAAUGAUCUCAGUAACACAAACAGUAAGGUUUCGUCUACCUCGAUGCCACCGACUCCACGGAGUGAGGGAGAGAUCUUGCAGUGUUCUAAUUUAAAGAGCUUUAGUUUAUCAGAACUUAAGACAGCCACGAGAAAUUUCCGGCCGGACAGUGUGUUAGGAGAAGGUGGUUUUGGUUCUGUUUUUAAGGGUUGGAUGGAUGAGAAUUCUUUGGUGGCUUCCAAACCUGGCACUGGCAUUGUUAUUGCUGUGAAGAGACUUAAUCAAGAUGGCUUACAGGGUCACAGGGAGUGGUUGGCUGAAGUAAACUAUCUUGGACAAUUUUCUCAUCCUCAUCUAGUGAGAUUGAUUGGAUACUGCCUUGAAGAUGAACAUCGCCUUCUCGUCUACGAGUUUAUGCCUCGUGGCAGCUUGGAGAAUCAUUUGUUCAGGAGAGGCUCAUACUUUCAACCUCUAUCAUGGAGUCUCCGUUUAAAGGUUGCUCUUGAUGCAGCCAAAGGGCUUGCAUUCCUUCACAGUGCCGAAACACAAGUGAUUUACCGUGACUUUAAGACUUCCAAUGUCUUGCUUGACUCGAAUUACAAUGCAAAACUUUCGGAUUUCGGGCUAGCGAAAGAUGGACCAACAGGUGACAAAAGUCAUGUGUCAACAAGGGUGAUUGGAACCUACGGAUAUGCAGCUCCUGAAUAUCUAGCUACUGGUCAUCUUACUGCAAAGAGUGAUGUCUAUAGCUUUGGAGUAGUCCUACUUGAAAUGUUAUCCGGUAAGAGGUCGGUUGACAAGAAUCGACCAACCGGACAACACAGUCUGGUGGAGUGGGCUAAACCAUACCUGGCUAAUAAACGCAAGGUCUUUCGAGUUUUGGACACGCGCCUCGAAGGACAGUAUUCGGUUGAAGAUGCCUAUAAGGUAGCCACACUCACCUUGAGAUGCAUAUCUAGAGAAUCCAAGUUCAGGCCAAACAUGGAUGAAGUUGUUACAUUACUGGAGCAGCUGCAGGCUCCUAAUGCAGAUGCAGGCAACCGAAAUCCUUCUUGUAAUGCGUCUCGCCCUCGUAGAAGAAGCGCUGAUGAUGUUAGCCAUAGGAGGGCCACCCCUACAGCUUACCCUAGGCCCUCUUCUUCAACUCUAUAUACUUGAAAUUGCAAACACACACAACCUUGAAACUUAAGAAAUCCUAAUAAUAUAUUGCUCUGAUGCAGGGGAAAAAACAUGAUGCAUGAACUCAGGAACUUCUGUAACUAAUAGAUUGUACAUAUGAUAUAAUUCAGCUAAUGUUGCAAUUAUGUAGGUACUUCUUUUUAAUAUUAGGAUAUUUUUGGGGUGGUGUAGUUUCCUA